AUGCCGGGAACCGCUGGGAGUUUCUCUGAGGCCCUGGGCCAUAGCGGUCUUAGCGCCGAAAUUCGCAGCACGGUCUUCCAUAAUAAAGCUCAAGCGGAGGCACUGCUUGCCCAGUUCCGGACAGUCCUUGCCCGGUACGUCACGGGCAUCAGAGAGGUGGAGGCGGUGACGCAGGAAGCAGCGGAGCUUCAAGAUCCAGCACUCCAGAAGAACGUCGCCGCAUACAUGGAGCGAAUCAACGAAAUGCAAUAUGAAGCCACCGAAGUUCGUGCUGAAGUGGAGCAAAUUGUGAAGACGAUGGAGGCAGAACAGCUGCAACUUGAGGCGGAAGCAACCGUUUUUGAGGGAGUUGCAUCAACCAUCGGAAUCACUGUUGCCGCGAACGGCUCAACCGAGGAGAACGAAGAAGAUUCUGCAGGCGCCGCCGAGGUGAACAAGCUGACAAAGGAACUUUCAGGGCUCGCGACUGAGGUGGACAAGCUUAUGCUGGGUGCAGUAAGCGCCGCACAUGAUGUGGCUAGAGUGAAGGGCGGAGUAUCUGCCUUUUCCGCUUCGCGUCAGCUGGCUGCAGGUCUCCCGAGCUUGCUAGAGAUUGAAGAGUCUCUUAACCAGGUGCAGCACGCGCUGGCUGCCGCGUUUGCCCGUGCGCAGACCCAGGUUUCUGUGGUAGCUGCCAGGACUCGCCGAAGUCGUGAGGAUGCUGCGCUCCGUGAGAGCUACAUGUAUACUCAGGCGGGACUGCCAGAUGGACCGGGUACAGCUACGGACAACGAGGAGGAAGUGCUUGGACAGUUUGGCCCCAGGAAAGCGACGAACCAGUCGCCUCUGCGCUCUGGCAGCAGUACGACAGGGAAAAGUGCCCCUGGUCACUCCUUGAGUAGUUCGUGGCCGUCAGCCUCGUUGCUCGGGGACGAAUAG
Besnoitia besnoiti is the source of this 918-nucleotide messenger RNA. RefSeq lists its product as uncharacterized. The record is from RefSeq and is a predicted model, not a curated record. Bases 1 to 918 code for a protein of 305 amino acids. Lineage: Eukaryota; Apicomplexa; Conoidasida; Eucoccidiorida; Sarcocystidae. The transcript is spliced from 4 exons.